AUGCUGUUCAACAUCCUAAAAGGCACAGCGGUGGAUGAUGGGCGCAAAGUGUCAACAGUGGCGAGGUUAAGAAACCUGCACGAAAGAGCCUACGAGAACUGGGAUCACGCUCCCCACAGACUCCCGGCGCCUACGACAGUGCCGGGCACCCCGGCGGCGCUCAAAGCGCAGGAAGAAAGAAUGAAUAAAGGAGAGAAUGGAGGAACGAACGGAGCGAGCGACGGACCAGCUGACAGACAGACAGACGGAUGGACGCGGAGACCCCGGCCCGUCUCAGCCCCGUCCCCCGGCCUGAUCCCUCCCGGAUCCCCGACGCACCUGCCCCUCGCCCCGCCGCGAGGCUCCAAGGCGCGAGCCCAGAGCCCGGCGCGCCGCUCGGACACUCACCCGCCCGCGGCCGCCCGGGAGCGGCAGCGCCACCCACCCGCUUCAUCGUGCCCCCUCGGCCGCCGGCCGGGAAAGGGACAGAACGCGCGAGCCGGAAGCGCUCAAGCGCUGGGCCCGCCGGGACUUGUAGUUCCCCGGCUCUCGGGGUUCCCAGGGGCGCCGCACGCGCGGCUCUUCAGAAACUACGACUUCCGGUGGCUCCGAGGUCGCGGGGCAGGAUUGGCGGCUACAGAAUCACUCUAUGUUGCAGAUCGGAGUCUGAUUGGCUAUGUGUGUCCGUCGCUCACGGUUACGUUCAAUGGCCUCUGCAAAAGGGAGGAGCUUGGGUAUGUUGUAAGAGACCGCCCCCAAAAGAAAUACCACGGCGCGAUUGGUGGAAAUAACAGGAGUAGAAAGCGGAGCGUAUCAGCGGUGAGGGGGGCAGGUACUUCCGCCAGGGUUGCCCAAUCACAGGGACGGCGCAGUUUCUAUAAAAGCUUGAGCCGGCGGCGCUAGCGUUCUUUCGGAUCUAGUAGGAGUCCGGGUGUUCUUGUUGUUGGGGUCUGUAUGCCGUGGUCCGGGGAGGAGCUGGGCGCCGAGUGGAACUGAGGGCGUCGCCCAACGCGGCAGGCCGGCCUAGCCUCGGGGUCCAGCUUUGGCCUGAGCUCCAUCUUGGUCCUCAGCGCUGUACACGUUUCUUCCCCCCCCAACCCCGAGUUUCGCCUGGGAAGUCCGAACGUCCAGACCUACAUCUCCCUACAGGGCCAUCGGUGACCCGGCUGGAGACCUUGAACGUAAAUCAGCAUCAGUCCAGGGGCCUGGUGGUAAGGUGGGAAUCCAUGUUUGUGUCUGAAGUGCUUAGCAAUAAAACCAAGGUGGUGAGUGGA
This is a messenger RNA of Diceros bicornis minor, 1253 nucleotides long. RefSeq lists its product as uncharacterized. The transcript has 2 exons. The record is from RefSeq and is a predicted model, not a curated record. Bases 1 to 882 code for a protein of 293 amino acids. NCBI's taxonomy places the organism in Eukaryota, Metazoa, Chordata, Mammalia, Perissodactyla, Rhinocerotidae.